AUGCUUGAUUUAGUGUCUUAUCUACAUCCUUUACAUAGUUGUGAGAUUAAUAUAUCCUUUCGUAUUUUAAAUGCUCAGGCCUCUAGCCAAAAUAGCCAUAGGAAGAAAGGUGCAGAAAACAUCGUACAAUUGAUAGCUAAUGGUAUUAAAGAUGAUGCCCAAUUGAACAACAAAACUAUUCCUUGCGAUAUGAUUUCAAUUGAGAGCCUUAAUCAAAAUUCAUCUACAGAUUUAUUGCUUUCUCUAGUACAAUUAUUUAAUAAAGCGGAUGAUGCUAAAUAUGAUGCAAUUCGUACUAAUCAAAAAGAGAUUUUGCAUUGGUAUUAUUAUGAAAAGAAAUUUUUAAUUCAGGUUACUAUAAUUGUACAAGAUGAAAAAGACAAAAUAGGAUUAUGUCUCCCAGAAAUCUUCCAUAAAAACUUACAAAGAAAAAUUCAGAAAGCUGUAAAGAUAUAUAAAAUAUUUGAAAAGGAUUUUAGCCAGAGCUCCGGUCAAAAUCAUAUAACCAAAAAUCCUGAAACCAGAGAAAGAAUUAUAAAUGCUCCACCAGCUUUGAAAUCAACUGAGGUUAAUAUAUCAGCAAAUGUAUUAUUU
Molecule: messenger RNA, 594 nt
Organism: Funneliformis mosseae
Lineage: Eukaryota; Fungi; Glomeromycota; Glomeromycetes; Glomerales; Glomeraceae
Source: the annotation of a GenBank genome assembly